AUGUUCGUUUUACUGUUUUUAUGUUCUUUUGCUUUAGACCUUGAUUUCGUCGCCUGUAAUACGCGUAUAAUAGGCGGUCAUUUUGCAACUCUUGGUCAGUUUCCUCAUCAAGUCUCGUUACAAGUGAAGAGUAAGAGUAAACAUUAUUGUGGUGGUUCGUUAAUAUCGGAAAAUUAUGUCUUGACUGCUGCUCAUUGUACCACUGGUCAGCACGCUGAUGCAAUAAAAGUGGUAGCCGGUACUGUGGAUCUGUUAGCUGGCGAUGGGCAGACUUUCAAUGUAACCGAAAUUAUUGUCCAUCCGCAUUAUAAUCGUCGCACACAAGACUACGAUAUAGCUUUGUUAACUUUGGAUCCUCCAGCAAACUUUAAUACUUCGACUGUUAAUAAAAUUCAUUUAUCAGAUAUGAACAGUAAUUAUGCGGCAAAUACCUUAGCUACGAUAAGCGGUUUUGGUGCUGUGAGUAGUGAUCUUAAAUUGCCGAAUAAGCUCAAGUAUGCUUAUGUUCAAAUGUGGAGCCGCGACUAUUGUAAUCCUCACAAUAUACCCGGUAUAACGGAUCGCAUGAUUUGUGCUGGACAUCCAAGCGGUCAAGUUGGUUCUUGUCAGGGAGACAGUGGCGGCCCGCUAACUGUCAACGAUAUGCUUUUUGGUAUCGUUUCAUGGGGUUUUGGUUGCGGGAUAACCGGUAAACCGUCUAUGUACACAUACGUCGGUGCCUUACGCCCGUGGAUUAAGCAAAACUCUGGAGUUUAAAACAAAUAUGUGUGAAAUUAUAAUAAACUAAAUGAAUGGAAACGGAACAGAAGAGAUUUUUCGUUUUGAUUUUAAUUUUGGGGCCACCUCAUAAGAGUUCAAGAAACGCAACUAUCAACUCGGCAAUCAAUUCGCAGACCGUUUAAUCA
Molecule: messenger RNA, 905 nt
Organism: Glossina fuscipes
Lineage: Eukaryota; Metazoa; Arthropoda; Insecta; Diptera; Glossinidae
Product: trypsin 3A1
Exons: 1
Coding region: 1-756 (251 amino acids)
Biological process (GO): proteolysis
Molecular function (GO): serine-type endopeptidase activity
Source: RefSeq, a predicted model, not a curated record